UUGGACAGGAGCUGUCAGUCGUCUGCGGGCGAAGGGCACGGAUGUGGUAACACUUGUGAAAUUGGGUCGUAACUAAAAUUUAGAACAAAUUUUCACCUGAAAGCCCGAACAAUGCACCGAUAGGAGGCACCUUCUCAUUAUUUUGCGUGUCACCAUCUAGGAUUAACUCGGGAAUGAGUGAAAGGAGGAAAACCUGCAGCUCUGCGAGGAACAGGAGUCGUUUUUGAUCAGGUUUCACAACAAAACUUACCCAAACCUCGCUGUUUUGGCGACUUUAACAGUUCGUUUUCUCAAUAGAUUCCAUGGAUGAGGGAGAUUCCUGAGCAGAGAAGAUGACAUCGGAGGCUGCUGUCUCCACACCCCCCACCAUGACCAGCAGCACACCUGCCAAGAGGGACUACCACUUUAUUCGCUCCUUUGUAGCUGGAGGUGUAGCAGGAUGCUGUGCCAAGACUUCUAUAGCCCCUCUGGAUAGAGUCAAGAUACUUCUUCAAGGCCAGAGCCCUCAUUACAAACAUCUGGGAGUGUUCUCCACUCUCACAGCCGUGCCAAAGAAAGAAGGAUUCCUUGGCUUGUACAAGGGGAAUGGGGCAAUGAUGGUCAGGAUAUUUCCUUAUGGGGCCAUUCAGUUCAUGGCUUUUGACAAAUAUAAAAAGCUGCUGAGUAAACAGAUUGGGAUUUCAGGACACAUCCACCGCCUCAUGGCAGGAUCAAUGGCAGGGAUGAGUGCGGUGAUAUGCACCUACCCUCUUGAUGUGAUCCGAGCCAGGCUGGCCUUCCAGGUGACGGGAGACCACCGCUACUCUGGAAUUGCCAAUGUUUUCCAGUCUAUCUACCGCACGGAGGGGGUCGCAGGCUUUUACAGGGGGCUUACUCCAACACUAAUUGGAAUGGCGCCUUAUGCAGGUCUUUCUUUCUUCACCUUUGGCACCCUUAAGAGUCUCGGCCUCAAACACUUCCCAGAGCAGCUGGGACGGCCGUCGUCAGACAACCCCGACGUUCACGUUCUGAAAUUCUACGUCAACCUGCUGUGCGGAGGGGUUGCCGGUGCCUUUGCUCAGACCGUCUCGUACCCCUUGGAUGUGGCGAGAAGAAGAAUGCAGUUAGGCACCGUACUGCCUGACUCGGAUAAAUGCGGAUCACCGAUCCAAACCCUGAAGUAUGUGUACAGGCAGUAUGGCAUCAAAAAGGGGCUGUACAGAGGACUCUCUCUCAACUACAUCCGCUGCGUACCCUCCCAGGCCAUGGCUUUCACCACCUACGAGAUCAUGAAGCAGGUCCUCCACCUGAACUAGUCCGCUGGGUUCCGGACACUCCGAUCAUGAGCUGACCGUCAUCAGUGUUCCCUCCAUAGAGUGACCUCAGGUCCACCCGCUUCGUCUUAACUUCGUCUUAUUGGAGGCACCAGGGGAGCUGGUUCAUGCUUAGGAGGGAAAGUGGGUCUAAAAUAGGGAGCCGCUCAGUUUCUGUCUUCUUUUAUUCACUCUCACCACUGCUUAAGAGAUAAAAAAACAAACAAAUUAGUAGAUUUCCACCGACAGAGGCCAAACUUAACAACCCUCUGCUUGUGUGGAGGCCCCCUGCGGCACUCAGUACACAUAUCUUCGCAUGAGUUUUCUUUUUCUUUUUUUUCUUUUUCUUUCUCCUUUUCUCCUUAUUUAAUUUUAUUCAUUUUUAAGCUUGAAAUAAUAAAAGUUGCUUAAAAGAGUUUAUACAUUAAUACUUAUAUUCCUCUGUCUCAUUAGUUUCUACAGCUGCAUGUUUUGUUUAAUGUUGACCAUGUUUUCUUUUUACUGACUUAGUUUAGUGUGUGCAGGAGCUGUAAUGAUUUGGUUUGCUUGAUCUUUCUUUUCUUUUUACUGUGCAAAAGCUUUAGGACUGGGUGCCGUUUUUUCUCCUCUGCCUCUCUUUUUGUUUGCCUUUUUUAAGUACACAACCGCUUUAGUUGAGAAGAGCCUCCCUGUUUACUGUCAGACCCUAAAUGGCAGCAUUUUCUUUCUCAAAGGCUGAAAAACUUUGCUUUCUGUGCUGCUUAAUGUGCACUUACUGUGAGUGUUUCGGCCGUGGCUUUGAUGAUGUUGAACUAUGAAUGUCCCUGAUAUUUUUUUGAUAUUUGUUCCACACAUCUGGAGCGACACAUUUGUCGGAUGGAACUCAGGUGGAAUUUGCACUGUAGCUUCUUAUUUAUUGAUUUUAGUGAGAUAUUGCCACUGGAUGGCAGCAUUGAUGCAAAAUUUUUGCCAUCAGACAAAAUAAUACAAAUUUCCUCCUUUUUUCAUCCUGUAUUCAUCAGUUUUUUUGUUUUUUUUUUAAUCUAUUUUUACUUUGUUUAGGCAAGGCAGUUUGCAAGCUCAUAGUUCAGCAAAACCAUUUGAAGGACUUGCUGGAGCUCUUUGUCGGCAGUGUCCCAGGAAAACUGAGCACUGGUCAACAGUACAAUGCUCUUCAGUUCCUCCCAUCCUAGGCCUUCAAGUCUUAUAUUCUCUUUAUCCAAGGUUACUCUUAACCUGUUGUGUGUUUCUGCUUGUUCUUUUUGACUUUACCACAUGGAAUAUUCGCUAAAUCGAUUAGAAUCUUUAAAUCUUAAAAAGAUCUAAUUUUAAAAAACGUGGCCGACACACUUGUUUGGCCUUGUGAGCCUCCAGAAUCGGCUUCCUAUGAGCACUGAUCAAACAGGAAUACUUUCUAUCUUCUUUAAAUAUUGCUUUU
Molecule: messenger RNA, 2709 nt
Organism: Menidia menidia (Atlantic silverside)
Lineage: Eukaryota; Metazoa; Chordata; Actinopteri; Atheriniformes; Atherinopsidae
Source: the annotation of a GenBank genome assembly